GUGAUGGCUGUGGGCACAUAGUGACCUCUCAGGACAGUGGCACAGUGACAUCUAAGAAUUAUCCAGGGACUUACCCCAAUCACACUUUCUGUGAAAGGACUAUCACGGUACCAAAGGGGAAGAGACUAAUCCUGAAGUUGGGAGAUUUGGACAUCGAAUCCCAGACCUGUGCUUCUGACUAUCUUCUCUUCACCAGCUCUUCAGAUCAGUAUGGUCCAUAUUGUGGACGUGUGACCGUUCCCAGAGAACUCUUACUGAACACAAGUGAAGUAACCAUCCGCUUUGAGAGUGGAACCCACAUCUCUGGUCGGGGUUUUUUGCUGACCUAUGCCAGCAGCGACCAUCCAGAUUUAAUAACGUGUUUGGAACGAGGUAACCAUUAUUUGAAGGCAGAAUUCAGCAAAUUCUGCCCAGCUGGUUGUAGAGACGUAGCAGGAGACAUUUCUGGGAACAUGGAAGAUGGAUAUAGAGAUACUUCUGUAUUGUGCAAAGCUGCCAUCCAUGCGGGGGUGAUCGCAGAUGAGCUGGGCGGCCAGAUCAGCGUGCUGCAGCACAAAGGGAUCAGCCACUACGAAGGCAUCCUGGCCAAUGGCGUGCUCUCCCGAGAUGGCUCCCUGUCACACAAGCGAUUUCUGUUCACCUCCGAUGAUUGCAGCAGAUCCUUGAGUUUGGAAUCUGAUGGGCAAAUAAGAGCUUCUUCUUCUUGGCAGUGGGUCAGCGAAACAGGAGAACAAGUUCAUUGGUCUCCUGACCAUGCCCGCCUUCAGGACCAAGGUCUUUCGUGGGCUUCAGGAGAUAGCAACAACCGCAAACGAGAAUGGCUAGAGAUAGAUUUGGGCGAGAAAAAGAAAAUAACAGGAAUUAGGACUACAGGAUCCACACAGUCAAAUUUCAACUUUUAUGUUAAGAGUUUCAUGAUGAGCUUCAAAAACAGCAACUCCAAGUGGAGGACCUAUAAAGGAGUUACAAAAACUGAAGAAAAGGUAUUUCAGGGUAACUCCAACUUUCGGGACCCAGUGCAGAACAAUUUUAUCCCUCCCAUUGUGGCCAGAUACGUGCGAGUUGUCCCCCAGACGUGGCACCAGAGGAUAGCCUUGAAAGUGGAGCUCAUUGGUUGCCAGAUUACACAAGGAAUAAACAUUAUAACCGUGGCUGUUCCACUGGUGCUCCUCGUGGUCCUGUUACUUGCCGGAAUGGGAAUCUUCGCAGCCUUUAAAAAGUGGAAGAAGAAAGGAAAUCCUUAUGGAUCAGCUGAUGCUCAGAAAAUGGGCUGUUGGAAGCAAAUGAAAUACCCCUUUAUCCGACAUCACUCAGCCGAGUUUACCAUCAGCUAUGAUAAUGAGAAGGAGAUGACACAAAAGUUAGAUCUCAUCACGAGUGACAUGGCAGAUUACCAGCAGCCUCUCAUGAUUGGCACCGGGACAGUCACGAGGAAGGGCUCCACCUUCCGGCCCAUGGACACGGACGCGGACGCGGCUGGGACGAACGCGGAGUCUGGCGGCCACUACGACUGCCCCCCGCGCGCCGGCCUCCCAGAGUACGGCUACCGCGUCCCCGGGCCCCGGCCCGCACACAAGCAUUCGCUUUCUUCGGGCGCCUGUCCUGGUUCCGCUGGCACCGGAGCAGGCACCGAGAGCACAGACUAUCAAAUGCCGCACAGCACCCAUCCCGCGGACGGGGGCUACGACCAGCCCAAAGGCGCCCAGGGCAGAGACCCCGACUCGCAGAAGGCACAGCUGAGGCCAGGGACGAAUGAUGGUUAUUCGGCCCCCAGAGACUGCCUCAGACCCCUCAACCAGACAGCCAUGACUGCGCUUCUGUGAACCGUGUGAAAGUAGCCUGCCGUGGUACUCGCUGUCGGGCGCUGGCGUUGCCGUCAUGUUGUGUGUGCGGGUGAGAGUAUAGGAUCCUAGAGACACUUCUACUGUUUACAAAAUCGUGCAGCUGGUUUUGUUCUGCCCCUCAGGGCGAGAGUCUGUUAGGUUUGGGGGUGGGGGGCUAGAAAAAGGAAAAUUUUCAGAUGGCAUUUUUCAUUUAUGUAACUGUGAUACUGAACUGCUCUGGUGUAAAAUGUGCAAUCUGUCGUGUUUAACAGGGAGUGAAAUAACUUAAGCUUGCUUUCUCAGAAUUCUGCACAGAGGUUAGGGGGGCAAGGGCAGCUGAUGCAAAAACCGUAUGUCAUAGUGUGUUCAUCUUUCUCGGUAUAUUUUAUUAUCUGAUACUGUGUUAGCAGCAGGUCUGUUUAAAGUUAGUCUUGUUACUGCGGUUCGUUUCCUUUCCUUCAUAGCUAGAACUAAAGGCCUUUUUGACAUUCUCCUGGAAGAAAUGAAAUCACUUGAAACAUGGAAAGCACUCCAGGUGGUUGGCUGGUGAGCCAUUGUGAUCGUAGAUGAAAAAAAAACAAUACUUCAACACGUGCCCAUUUCCUCAGACUCACUUGGGAUGGGGAGGGAAAGUGGUCCGGUCUGGGCAGCCUCAGGCCCAUAGCCUGCAGGGGACUGGGUGCUCUAGGCCUGAGUGAAUGGGCUGUCCUUAGGAAGCGGCCUUCUCUGUUGGCUUCCUCCUGUCUCAGGCCUGGCAGAUACCAUGCAGCCUUCACGUGCACAUCUGCCUCUCCAGCCUGUCCGCAUAGCCAAAUACUGAGACUUGCAGACAACCAAAACCGUCUUCUCAGCAAACUGAAAUAAAGGUGGCACAGGAACUGCAGCCUCAAUUACGUGUCAGAUGUCUGUGCCUCAGAAGAAAAAUAUUGCUGAGGUCAGAAGCCUAUACUUUUUGUGACAUUUUGAGCACAUUUUAGUGACUUCCGUUGUCCCCUAAAAAAAUGUUACUUGAAAUGGGUUUUUAUAAAAUAACUGAGGCCAAGGGUAGUGCUUUUCUACUGAAAUGCUUGGGAACCGAACCAAUAUUGUCAGAAACAAUUUUCCUCUCAAGUGUAUGUUUGACCCUAGAAUAGCCCAGACCUCAGCUGUACCUCAUGUUCAGUGAUUUUUUUCGUGAGUAUGCUUUUGAGUUAACUGUGGGAGGAUUUUAACCUCUUUUGCCAAAGAGGAGAGUGUGCAUGUGUAUGUUUUUAUAGAAAAUAUGGACCAAAAGACCCUUUCCCUAAAUAAUGUUUUAUAAUUCUAUUCGUAUGGUUAUUACUUCUGUGGAACGUAUGUAUGUUAAGACAGUGGAAGUGUUGGAAGGUCAUGACAAUCUGAUGGUUAUUGUGGAGGGCACACUGUUUACUUUGUGGAGUUUACAUGAUUUUAUGUGCAUACUAAUUGUAAUAAACUGUGCCAGAUCAGAC
Tupaia belangeri chinensis (Chinese tree shrew) is the source of this 3292-nucleotide messenger RNA. It is a transcript of the gene DCBLD1, whose product is annotated as discoidin, CUB and LCCL domain containing 1. Gene Ontology annotation, molecular function: signaling receptor activity. The record is from RefSeq and is a predicted model, not a curated record. Lineage: Eukaryota; Metazoa; Chordata; Mammalia; Scandentia; Tupaiidae. Gene Ontology annotation, cellular component: plasma membrane.